This is a messenger RNA of Oryzias melastigma (Indian medaka), 588 nucleotides long. RefSeq names its product NAD(P)(+)--arginine ADP-ribosyltransferase 1-like. Lineage: Eukaryota; Metazoa; Chordata; Actinopteri; Beloniformes; Adrianichthyidae. Bases 1 to 588 code for a protein of 195 amino acids. Gene Ontology annotation, molecular function: NAD+-protein-arginine ADP-ribosyltransferase activity; NAD+ poly-ADP-ribosyltransferase activity. The record is from RefSeq and is a predicted model, not a curated record. The transcript is spliced from 2 exons.
AUGGCUCAGCGCUGGCUUCUCUUGGUCUCCGAGUCCGAAUGUCAAGAGAAUGUCCAAGGCAAGGCAAGGUGGAGAAGUUCAGCUCAAAAUCAGGGGCGUAAGUACCAGACCAGCUUUAAUUAUCACUCCCUGCACUAUUUUCUUACAAGAGCUAUACAAAAACUUGCCGCCAAAAAGACAGGACGAAAAUGUCACACUUCUUACAGGAGAACUAAUAUCUCCUUCAGACAGGAUGCUCUUAACAAGCGUAUACGCUUUGGUCGUUUCACUUCCUCCUCACUGCAUCCCUUGGAGUCCAAGGAAGGCAUAAAUUUGGGGAAAACUUUUGGACAAAAAAGUUGCUUUGUGAUUAAAACAUGCUAUGGAGCCGACAUCUCACCAUACUCCUGGGUGAAGAUCGAUUCAGGGAAAAACACAGAAGCAGAAAUCUUGAUUCCUCCUUAUGAGGAGUUUAAAGUCACCAAAAUAGAAAGAAGAGCAGAGGAUAAAGGGCUUCCCUGUGAUGUAGUCUAUACAGUGGAGAGCACUCAGAGACCUGUUUCAAUCCGCAAUUGUGCUUUCUUCAAGCCCUCCCUGUCUCAUAAAUGA